AGAACAAUAUUUUCAAUGAUUUGAUGUUCCUAGAAUGAAGUACUGACUCGUUGACUUCCACGAGAAAAAGCAGAAUCAUAAUAUUUUUAUAUGAUUUGUUGAGAUGCUGGGUCCUUCCUGUUAGCAAAAGUUUUAUAUGUUAGAAAUAUAAGUCUACUUCUCUUCAACAAAAUGGCUUUGAGUGCAAACACGGACUGGCGCACGGGCCGGACUGUGUUACAAUGCAAUAAGUACAUGCUUGAGCAUCAAGUAGAGUGUGAUGUUACACUUGCUGUGGGGAGGGAAAAGAUUAAAGCCCACAAAUACAUGCUGAUAAGUCGCAGUGCAGUUUUCCAUUCUAAACUUACAAGCCAGAGAACUUUAAUGGAAAUCAAUAUCCCAGAUAUUGAACCUGAUAUAAUUCGAAAAAUGUUGAUGUUUAUAUACACUGAUGAUGUUGAGUUUGACAAUCGCUCAACAAUGAAACUGUUCCAAGCUGCCAGUAAAUUCAAAAUUGAAGAUCUAAAGAAAACAUGCUUUUCUAAAAUGCAAGCAGAACUUUCUAGAGAAAAUGUGUGUCCCGUUCUAAAGAUGGCAUAUGAUGUGGGAAACAACGAUGUGAAAAAUAGUGCAUUAGACUACUUUUAUAGAUAUGCUUAUGAUUUGUUAGAGACUGAGGGAAUUUUAGAAUUACCCCAAAGUUGUUUAAUUGACAUUAUGAAAAGUGAUAAAUUGAGAGUAUCAGAGGAGAAAAAGUAUGAGGUAGCAGUUGUUUGGGCAGAGAGUAAAUGCAGACAACAGCAAAAGGAAGUAAAUGAUACAAACUUGAAAGCCCUACUUGCCCCAGUUGUGAAUUGCAUUAAGUUUGAAGAAAUGUCAUUGGGUUAUUUCACUAAAAAUGUUUCAAAUAGAGGUAUUUUAGAGCAAAAUCAGAUCAUCAGUGUAUUUCAAAAGUUAGUCAGCAAUUCACAACCAUCACACUCAGCACCAGCAGGAAGAGCAGGAAAUGUAGGUCAAUCAGCACCUCUGGCUCUUGAAAGAUCUGUCAGUGCACAUGAAGCAGAUUCUACCAGCACAUCAGAAAAUCUCUCAAGAUCUGUUCUAACCUCCUCAGAAUCCUUACCUCAAAUGGAGACAGAUCCAGCAAGCUCUUCAGAACAUGUACUGGCAACAGGACGCCAAGGCCCAACUCCCAUUCCUCCAAGGGGAAAUAACCAUCUGAACAAUAACCGGGCACAGCCAGCUAGGAGACAGUCUGCAGAACUGCCAACAGGUGCCCAGCCAUUACCAAAUGAUUUCAGAGAUGAAAUGGGUAGAAUAACGAUAUGGAGGUUUGGAGGUAUUUUGAGUGGAAAGGCAUAUUUAAGAGAUAAUCCUGAUUCCAUAUCAAUAAUUCCUAGUCAUUCUGGAAAAUUACAUGGAGUCUGGCUGUAUGGGAGCCAUCAGAGACAAGCAACCUACAAAGUGGACAUGAAAAUAAAGGAAGAUGGCACAGUGAAAAAAUCCAUUCCCAAUAAAGAAAUUGUGUCUGAUGGAAGGGAAAAGGUCCAUCUGUUGAAGAUUGAACCGCCAAUGAAAUUUGAGGCAGAUAAUGUUUACACCAUUGAAAUGGUGAUGAAGGGCCCCACAAGUUAUUAUGGCAGAACAGGAAAGGAAGUGGUUACUGUAGAUGAUGUCAGUUUCACAUUUAUUCCUGAUGAGAAUGGAAUCAAUGGCACUAAUACAGAAAUUGGGCAAUUUCCUGGGUUUGUAUUUGAGAAAACAGAAUUAUAGAUAUACAUAUAAGUACAUGUAUAUUGACAUUUAUUUGUAGUUAGACUGGGUUUAAUGUACUUCAAUUGGGAUACUGAAUUAGUUUUAAGAUGUAAAAGUUGCUCUUGAUAAAAGUAAUAUUAUCUCUGGUGUUGAAAUUAUUAUGCCAUGUUUAGAAAGGAAGAAUAAAUGUUUAACAAAUUUAUUUGUUCUGUAAAUGUGAGUUCUAAUCAUGCUAAUUACCAUUUGGUUGAAUGAUAUGUUUUAUAAAUGUUUUGUUAAUGUAUAAGUGUGUAUAAUUACUGCAAAUUGUCACAGAAUUUUUGUCAAAGUUUUGGAUCAUAACGAUAAAGAAUUAAGAGUGAAUUAGUCCACUUACUGGUACACUGUAAACUUUAUAAUCUUUUGUUUGUUUAAACUGGGGAAUCUUAUUUAAAACAGUUUCUGUAACAUUUUUAUCCACAUAUUCUAAAAAUUGUGUACAUCCAAAUGACUUAAAUUGGUCUAAAAUAUAUCUUAUUUGCAUUUAUUUCUCUCCACAGCUUUAAUGUUUUGUGAUCAAUGAAAAUCAUGUUCGUGUUAUUAUCAUUUUUAAAAUCAGUUUCUCAUU
Molecule: messenger RNA, 2341 nt
Organism: Saccostrea echinata
Lineage: Eukaryota; Metazoa; Mollusca; Bivalvia; Ostreida; Ostreidae
Product: serine-enriched protein-like
Exons: 3
Coding region: 172-1752 (526 amino acids)
Biological process (GO): neurogenesis
Cellular component (GO): cytosol
Molecular function (GO): protein binding
Source: RefSeq, a predicted model, not a curated record